AUGGAGCAUUGGUCUAAACAACAACGUUUUUUCGCUGUGAAAGCGUUUUACCGAAGUGAUAGUUAUGCAGCCGCUCAGCGUCGUUUCCGGACGAAUUUUCAAAUUAAUCCAAAUAGGCCAGUGCCGUCUGUUAAUUCAAUCAAAUUGUGGGUGAAAAACUUUGAAGCAAUUGGUGAAGCAAUUCGUGAAAUUGGUGAAGCAAUUGGUCCUCAGCUGAUUANGAAAAGCAGCCUAUUGACUUCCUUGAAAGGUGAUUCGCUGAAGGACCUUCCCUCACUGGAGUACAUAUCUUUCUACAAUAAUUCCAUCCUGGAUGUUAAUCCCGAUGUCUUUGAGGGUACAAACAAUGUGAUUAUUUUGGAUCUUUCUUAUAACAAGCUUACACUGCUGCCUCCUAAUUUAUUCGAUUCCUUGAAGAAGCUGAAAAAAGUGGACCUCAUUCAUAAUCAGCUGCUACACGUUAACCAUCUCUUCAGGAAUACACACCCACCAUUUAUACAUCUGGCUUACAACAACAUAUCUGACGUGGCCGCUAUUUUACCUACGACUGCAUGGAACCUAACUACACUCAAUAUUUCAAGUAAUCCCAUAGAGCAAGUACCUGAUGACUUUUUCCAAGUUAAAGCACCAAAUAUUAAAUAUUUAAUGAUGGGACACUGUCAAAUUCGUAAUUUUAAUAUGAGCCAUUAUAAAAAUUUGUUACAUUUUCAAGUACUUGAUCUCAGUUAUAACAGGAUCGAGGUAAUACCUUAUCCAAGAAUAGCUUUCAGAUUGCUAGUGUAUUUAUCGCUCGAAGGAAAUCUAAUACGAGAAAUUAGAGCUUUCAAGACCCGCUUGGCAAUAUUAAACCUAUUCAACAACCGUUUACUAAGCUUGGGUACAGUUUUACGUUUCGGCCAAGUGAGACACGUACAUGUGGCAAAGAAUGAAAUUCAGCAGCUGACAGCAUGGGACUUUAAAGGCCUCAAAGAAUUGUUUGAAUUUAAGGCUCAGGAAAAUCAAAUCAAAAUGAUUGAACGUUUGACGUUUGCAGGCUACCGCAACGAACUCAGAAUUCUAAAUCUCAACCAUAACCAUCUAAGGACACUGAAUGGCAGUUUUCAAUAUUUGUCAGAGUUGCGAGAGUUGUACCUUGCAUCGAACUUCAUUAGUGUGUUUGAAAAGGGAGAAUUUUUAGGUCUGAAAAGUUUAUAUUAUUUAAAAAUUAAUGGGAAUCGUAUCGUAACAGUUGGAAAUUGUCUUCGCAAUUUAUCUAAAUUAGAUAUUCUGUAUUUGAGCAACAACUCAAUUGAAACUCUAAGAAAAGAGCAAAUGCCUGAUACUCUAAAAUAUGUAGAUUUGAGUGUUAAUCCAUUUCGAUGUGACUGUGAGUUUCUACCUUUUAUCCAAUGGAUCUUCGCCAAUCCAAAAGCUCCUGAUGUGUUUAGAGGCAAAGGCAUCUGUGUACCAGAAUUCCCAAGCGAUAAUCAUCAUUGCCCGUCACAAUGCGAUUGCUACUGUGCAAAUGAUGAUGAAGAGUACUUCAUGGCAGUGGAUUGUAGCUCCAAAAAUGUCUCAAUCAUACCUCAGUUUCUUACAGCUUAUAGUGUAGAGAAUUCACCUUACUUUAAAAUUAAUUUAACAUUCCGUUUUCAUAUGAAUAAGAACUAUUAUACUAUUGAUGAAUCUGUUGUAAUUGCUGAUACAGUUGGAGAAAUUAACCUAUCUGACAAUAACUUGGAGUCUUUGACAAAUAUACAAAUACCUAAUGGUCUACGUCGUCUGUUCUUACAUGACAAUAAAUUGAAAACUUUGCCAAAUUCGUUACUAGCAGAUUUUUCAAGACUUCGACUAGUGUCGGUUUUUAGCAAUCCAUGGAGUUGUGAUUGUCAUGCCAUUGACUUUCGAAGAUGGAUUGUUACAAAUCAUGAAAAAAUUAAAAAUGUGAAUCAAACGUUGUGUGGCAAUGUUGGGGAGUCGGGAGACGAUUUGCUGAAUGGAAAAGCUAUAUGGACGCUAGAUGAAAAGGAUUUAUGCCAAACCUUUUUGGAAUUAUAUUUUUUGGUUGCUUUUGGAUUUAUUGCUUUCUUCUUGAUCAUCACUGUCUUGAAGAUAGUGCAUACAAGGUAUAAAAUGAACAUCAAUGCUUGGCUCUAUGCACAUGGAGUUAUAUGGGUAAAGGAAAAAGAUAUCGACAGGGAUAAAAUUUUCGACGCAUUCUUAUCAUUCAGCCAUAAAGAUCAAGAUCUGGUCAUAAUGGACAUUAUUUCUGUGAUAGAAGUCAAACAGCCUAUGACCAGACUGUGUCUUCAUUACAAGCACUUCAAAGCUGGGGAUUUCAUUGACCAAAACAUUUUCAAUGCUGUUCAAAAUUCGAAAAGGACUGUUAUCAUGCUCUCAAAGAACUUCCUGGAAAGCGAGUGGUGCAUAUAUGAGUUUCGUGCAGCCCAUUUGCAAGCUCUGAAGGAUAAAAUAAACCGCGUCAUAAUCAUCAAAUUGGGAGAGUUACCUGAUGAUCUCCAUCCUGAUAUCAAAAUGUCUUUAGAAAACACGACUUAUCUCACUUGGGGUGAGAAAUACUUUUGGGACAAACUCUUCUACGUUCUUCCAACGUCUGGUCAACGAUAGUCCAAAACUACUAAAGUUAAAGCUGACAACUAUUUAAUGUUGCAUGAACUGAAGUGAUAGACAAACGUUGACAUGUAAUAAAAGAAAAAAAAUAUUUUAUUAAAAAUACCUUAGUAAUUCAAUGUAUUCAAUGACUACCUGGUGUGUCUUGCAUAUGAAUAAUAUAAAUAUCGACUUUACAUAUAGAUAUCGACUGACUGAUAUUAUUGAUUUAAAUUUUGCAGAUCAUUGGACAUAGGUCAUUGAACCUCAUUAUUUAUUUCGAUAAAUGUAUUUCUUUUGAUGAUGCAAUUAUAAUUAUAAUAGAACACUUCGUAGGCAUUUGUUAACUUAUUGAUUUCACUGUUGGUUGCACUCUCUGAGUGUAUUUUUAAUUAAAAAUAUCUCAAAAUA
Molecule: messenger RNA, 3000 nt
Organism: Parasteatoda tepidariorum (common house spider)
Lineage: Eukaryota; Metazoa; Arthropoda; Arachnida; Araneae; Theridiidae
Biological process (GO): signal transduction
Cellular component (GO): plasma membrane
Molecular function (GO): signaling receptor activity; protein binding
Source: RefSeq, a predicted model, not a curated record